GCUCGAGGGUGCUCACCUUAGACCUUGUCUUAGCCCCCAAAUGCACCACCCUCUCCCAUGACCUCCUCGAAUCUUGCCAAUCCUCCCCUGGCUCCUCUUCCUCCUCCCUCGUCGCUCGUUCCAACUGUUUCUCCCGCUACCCUAUCCUCACUUGCCAUCUACAACCCAUCGCUCGGCCCGACAGACGAAACGGUCCAUGAUCAGAUCGUAUUCUAUACCUCCCGACGUGGAAAUGCCAUAACGGCCAAUGACAGAUUGCGUCAGAUAGGGCUAGCCCAGGGCGUCGUUGAGUUUGCCCGGUAAGCUUAGGUAUCUACUUCCGUCGUCGGGCUCUACUCGCAACUAACCUUCGAGCUCCUACGCGUGCCAGCGGCUUUUCUAAGACCCAAAAUCUCAGUUCUGUCGAGACAGAGAAGUCAAGGAUAGUUACUCUGGAGAUCGAGGAACCUGGUUGGUGGAUUCUAGCUGUUGGUCUUUUCUCUUCGCGUUCCUCCCCCACACAAGCUCUUCUCAUUGCCUUCGUCACACAUGGCCACCCGAUCUAACCAACCCAUAGCAAAUUGAUCUAACAGUUAUCCAUAAUCCCUCAACAUACCCCCCCACAAUCAAGUAUACUUCCCAGGAAGUCUCCCCUCCAGCACUUUUACUGGCUGAUAUUCGGCAAGCUUACGGCCAGUUCCACUUUCAUUAUGGCUCCUUUGCCGCAAAUUUUGCCCGUCUCGGGAGAUCAGCGUUCUGUAAACGACUCGAGAAGUUCUGGCUACGUUGGGCUUGGGGGAGAUGGGAGGUGAUGCUUCAUGCAUCUCCGGCGACGGGAAUAAUGGGUGGUGGAGGUAUAAAGAUGGCUGGUGGAAAGCCGGGUAAAGAAAUGGGGAAUGAGGAAAGAGAAUUCCUAAAGGGAUGGGCCGAUAAAGAGAAAUCAAAAGGACUGGUGGACCUGGUAGCCUCCAGGUUUGGAGAACCACCGGAAGAAAGUAAAAACGCCAAAGGGAGUGAAAGCCACAGCGGCUUUUGGUUUUGGAACAGCUCGAACAAGCUUUCAACAGCAUCCACUCCUCCACAAAAAGGCCAGCAAGGGCAAGCUUUAAUUAUGCCACAGGAUGGGUGCAUUCUUCCUGGCACGGGGGUACUGGACAGCAGGUCCAUAAGGGAUGUAGCAACUUACUUGAGCGAGCUCUACCAAUAUGGCGAUGAAUCUUUUUCUCGAUCAAGUGCGGGUUCUCGGCUAAAAAAAACUCGAAACAGGCCCAAAGCACCAAUCAAAGGCGGUUCGGUGGAGAGUCCCGCGCCAACAAACCCCUCAGCCUCCGGACCCGCAAGUGCAGAGCCGCAAGCCAUGUCAUCCCCCCCGGAGCUAGCCGCCAGCCUGGCCAUAGAUGAGUCUGUCGAAGACGGAAGACCCCGAGGAGGAGCGAACGAAACCUCCCCCCAGAUAGCACAAGAGUUGUCCAACAAAAAGCAAGGCCCCGGCAAUACCAAUGCCAAAAUAUUGAGCCUGCUCACGUUUGGAUGGACUGGGGGCUCGGCGCUAGGGAAAGACACUAGGAUCAGAGGCACAGAUUCUAUCUCUCCAUCCCCUGCACCCUCGUCCCGCACACCUUCUCCUGCGCCAGUGAAGGUUGUGGAUCCCCAGGCAGUAGAGGAAACUGGCGGGCCUGUUGGUAGGGUGAAGGAUGAGAAGCCCAAGAGAGCCAGAUUUAUAAUUGGGUUUAUGGGUGAUCUGGACGUGGAGGAUUUGGAUGAGAGCGAAUCCGGGGGGAGAAUUACAAGCAGAACUAUUUGGGCCACAAGAAGCGUCACAGGAAAUGAACCGGAUGCGCAAGCUCAAGGUGAUGCUACAUCAGAUGGAGGCCUUGAAAGAAGAAACAGCGGGACACCGACUAUUAAGCAAGCCGAUUUGGAAGAGCUUAGAAUCGUCAUAUAUGCAGUAUUACCCAUUUACCCUUCGCAACUCCCCGUCCUCCUUACUAAGCACAUUUUGUACAGAAUCAUCCUUUUAUACUCGCUUUUAUAUUUGAAAAAUCAGCCCGGCACCUAACGUCACCAUCAUUUUACCGAACCAUACAUCACCAGCUCGCACCACUCUACGAGCCAAUGUUGAAAUUUUCUCCUCUGGGCGAACUCAAGCUAUCGCUCAAGGUCCCAGGUUUAUCAUCCCCAAUCCUCAAGCCGCCUUAUGAUAUCUUGUACAAUCCAAAGACGGGGACAAUUUAUUGCACCCUCCCGCCCAUUCCUGAACCGGCAUUAGAGCCGGUCAAUCCUGGAGCUGGGGCCGGGUGGACCAGAGCAGAUGCUUUCCAUGUCCACGCCUUGAUCCUGGGAAUACUGGGUGAGACGACAGGUGAUAGGUCGGAAAGAGAAAGGAGCGCGCGAAGUACAAAAGGUUGGUGGGUAAACUGGACGAGACUUGACGGUGGGGUGGAAGGGAUUGUAGUUCGAAGGGCUGGUGAAAAGAAGGUAACGGACGCUGCGGCGGGGCUGGUCGGUGCCAGUGGCACGGGAGAGGGAGUGGGGGGGAUUGAUAUUAGGAGCUACUUUGAAGGAUUGGUCCGCGGCGCCAAGUAAGGACGGGUACGAUGCCCACUCCUGCUCUCGUGAUAUGUUCAUGCUAUGCGUAUAUACUCUUUCGUAAUGUUGAUUUCCUAGAAACUUGUCUUGGAUUCACGAUUACUUUUUUUUUCUUUUCUCCUCAUCUUCUUAUCCCACCCGGUGCCAGACGCAGCUGCCGGUCAAAAUUUCGCGCCCUCAAUCCCGCCGAAGCCCCAGACCUGACGGCAGAUCUCUUUCAGACCGUCACUUCGGUGAGAAGCACCCCGCAACCCCAAUCCACCCACAGCAUCAAAUCACCAAUCUAUCCGCCCGUCAUGCAUGACGAAGUGACCGAAGAGCCGGGUCAGGCUAACCUAGACUAUACCAUACGUAACACUGGACGGGAAGAGAAGAGGAGAAAAGAAAGCCCACCCCCGCAACCCUUGGACAGGAAUAGCAAAAGGGAAGAAAGCGCUACACACCCCUCUCCCCUCCCUCACGAAUCACCGAGUAAAGUGAAGUAA
Molecule: messenger RNA, 3053 nt
Organism: Tuber aestivum (summer truffle)
Lineage: Eukaryota; Fungi; Ascomycota; Pezizomycetes; Pezizales; Tuberaceae
Source: the annotation of a GenBank genome assembly